GCUUUUCUAUAAAAUCUUUAUUUAGUGUUGAGAAAAAUCAGAAAAGUGGCAGUGGCAAAAGUGGCAGACAGGAGCAAACAGCAGAAAGAUCCAUGAGUGUAUUCUAUCAGAGCCAUGUAUCAACUUCUGCUGCUUUUGGGGGUUUUCAGCCUUAGUGUUUGUCUUCCUCGUCAUUAUCACUUCAUUAAUGAGAAUAAGACCUGGUAUGAAGCACAGAGAUACUGCAGAGAGAAUUAUGAUGAUUUAGCCUCUAUUAAUAACACAGCUGAGGAACUGGCUGUUUCUGAGAUCACAGACAUCUGGAAGUACAAUCGGAGUUGGAUUGGACUGUAUGAUGAUUUGAACAGCUGGAAAUGGUCUCUGGAUGAUGAUUCUGUCUACAAGGAGGGAGAGAGAAGCUUUAGAAACUGGUAUAUACAGAAACCAAGAGACUGGUAUGGAAUCAGUUUGUGUGUGUAUUUAUCAAAUUAUGAUGGAGUUUGGUGGGACACCUCUUGUUCCACAAUGCUUCCAUUCAUUUGUUAUGAUGGCAGAGUGAAUGCCAGUGAAAGAUAUGUCCCGAUCUAUCAGAACAUGAACUGGACUGAAGCUCAGAGAUACUGCAGAGAGCAUUACACAGACCUGACCAGUGUGAGGAACGAGACCGAAAACCAGAAGAUUAGAUCAAUAUUUAAUAAUACGUAUUAUGCACCUCUUUGGAUUGGCCUGUACAGAACCAGAUCUUGGUCAGAUAAAAGCAACUCUUCUUUCAGCAACUGGAAACCUGGACAACCAGAUAAUUACAGACAGAAUGAAUCCUGUACUGCUGUGUCCUUUAACGAUUCUGGGAAAUGGACAGAUGAAAACUGUAGUCAAGCUAUUCCACUGAUCUGUUACAGCACAAUGCCAUCAUUACCCUCACAUCAGUAUCACUUUGUUAAUGUGAAUAUGACCUGGACUGAAGCACAGAGAUACUGCAGAGAGAAUUACACUGACCUGGCUACUAUUGAUAACAUGGAGGAAAUGAACACACUCCUUGAUACAGUGAAUGGAAUCUACUCAGGUUUAGCCUGGAUUGGACUCUAUGGUGAUGAGGACAGCUGGACAUGGUCUCUGGAUGAUGAUGCUUUCUACCAGGAGGGAGAGAGAGCCUUCAGAGGAUGGUACCAUCAACCUGAUAACUACAUUGGAAACGAGAUGUGUGUUUAUAUUGGAUCUGAUGGAACAUGGUUUGAUGGAGACUGUAGGGCAUAUUUACCUUUUGUUUGCUAUGAUGGAAUGAAUGGAACAGAGAAUUACACCUGGAUAAACCAGCCAAUGCCUUGGACAAAAGCUCAGCAAUACUGCAGAGAGCAUUACACAGACCUGGCCAGUGUGAGGAAUCAAACAGAUAAUCAACAAAUCCUCAACUUUAUAGGUGGCUCUCCUACUUGGAUUGGUUUAUACAGGACCAGACUCUGGUCAGACAAACAGGAAUCCACAUAUGAAAAUUGGAGACCAGCCACCUAUAAACAACCAGACAAUGGUAUUUAUAAUCCCUGGGAAUACGGUAAUCAGCACUGCACUGCUGUCUCAUUCAGAGAUUCAGGCCACUGGACAGAUGAGAACUGCUUAUCCACAUUCCCUUUUAUCUGCUAUAACAAAUUCUGCACAGGAUCAUCAUGCACCCUCCAUCAGUAUCACUUUGUUAAUGAGAAUAAGACCUGGACAGAAGCACAGAGAUACUGCAGAGAGAAUUACACUGACCUGGCUACCAUUGAUAACAUGGAGGAAAUGAACUCACUCCUUAAUACAGUAAAUGGCAGCUACUCAGGUUUAGCCUGGAUUGGACUGUAUGAUGAUCUGAACAGCUGGAAAUGGUCUCUGGAUAAUAAUUCUUUCUACCAAAAUGGAGAAAGUAACUUUAGUAACUGGUAUAUAAACAAUCAAGGGAACUGGAAUGGAAACAAUUUAUGUGUAUAUUUUACUUAUUAUGCAGAAUGGUGGGACACAUCUUGUUCUACAAAACGUCCAUUCAUUUGUUUUGAUGGCAGAGUGAAUGCCAGUGAUGAAUAUGUUCCAGUUUAUCAGCAGAUGAACUGGACUGAAGCUCAGAGAUACUGCAGAGAGCAUUACACAGACCUGACCAGUGUGAGGAGCGAGACUGAGAACCAGAAAAUCAGAUCAUUAUUUGUUGAUUAUAAUGAUGAUAAUGAUUAUUAUUUUUAUUAUUAUUAUUAUUAUUAUUCCGGUUUUUGGAUCGGCAUGUAUAGAACCAGUCUUUGGUCAGACCAAAGCAACUCUUCUUUUAGCAACUGGAAACCUGGACAACCGGACAAUUAUAGCCAAAAUAAAUCUUGUGCUGCUGUGUCAUUUAAUAAUGAUUAUUAUUAUGGGAAAUGGACAGAUGAAAACUGUGAUCAAGCUUUUCCAUUCCUCUGUUACAGCACAAUGUCCUCAAACUCCUCUCAUCAGUAUUGGUUUGUUAAUGAGAAUAAGACCUGGACUGAAGCACAGAGAUACUGCAGAGAGAAUUACACUGACCUGGCUACCAUUGAUAACAUGGAGGAAAUGAACACACUCCUUGACACAGUAAAUGGCAGCUACUCAGGUUUAGCCUGGAUUGGACUUCAUGAUGAUUUGGACAGCUGGAGAUGGUCUCUGGAUGAUGAUGCUUUUUACCAGGAGGGAGAGAGAGACUUCAGAGGAUGGUCCCAUCAGCCUGAUAACUACAAUGGAAAUGAGAUGUGUGUUUCCAUGGGGUAUGGAGGGAAGUGGUAUGACAGGCCUUGUACUGACAGAAAGUCAUUUGUUUGCUAUAACGGAAUGAACAACACAUAUGUGAUGAUUUAUAAUCAAAAGACUUGGGAAGAAGCUCAGAGCUUUUGCAGAGUGAGUUACACAGACCUGGCCAAUGUGAGGAAUGAGACUGAACUUCAACAAAUACUGAGCAUCAUGAAGGGCUAUGAGGUAUGGAUAGGUCUGUAUAGGAACCGAUUAUGGUCAGAUCAGAGUAACUCAACGUUUACAUAUUGGACACCAGAGAGUCCAGAACCAUCACCCGAACCUGAUAAUGGUUUGUAUUCACCUGGGCAAUAUGGAAAUCAGCACUGUACAGCUGUGGAUCCUUCUGGCCGAUGGACAGAUGAAAACUGUUUGGCCAGUUUCCCUUUUAUCUGCUACAGUGCAUUCACUCCAGGUGCUGUGAUGGGACUGCGAAUGAAAGUCACUGCUAAUGAAAAUCUAUUAAACUCUCAGAUUAAAAGGCUGGUCCUGAUGGAACUUCAGCAAGAAUUGAGUGGACUGGGACUUUCAAGCAACUACACUGUAAAUGUGAGAAACAUCCGUAAGCUCGGUCCAUAAAGGAAAAAGACUAGAUUAACAUUCAAAAUAUAAUAAUUCAACAAAUUCCAGGUUUUGUAGUGAUUUUUUUCUUUUAUUUACUCAUUUAUUUAGCAAUCUUUCUAUUCCAGAGCAGUUGGGAAUGCUGUAGAGUUCUAUUAAUACAAGAAUUAAGACAUUAAAAUGAUAAGUUUGAACAAACUGAAGAUUUUUGUGUAAAAAUAUUUUUACAAAAAAUGCCUCCUGAAAUGAC
Messenger RNA from Hemibagrus wyckioides, 3553 nucleotides. RefSeq names its product C-type mannose receptor 2-like. Bases 115 to 3321 code for a protein of 1068 amino acids. The record is from RefSeq and is a predicted model, not a curated record. The transcript is spliced from 13 exons. NCBI's taxonomy places the organism in Eukaryota, Metazoa, Chordata, Actinopteri, Siluriformes, Bagridae.